AUGAAAAUUUUCUUAACUUUAAAUAAGAUUGCCCACGUUCUGACUGAGGAUAUCCCUGUUGCUCCUUCUGGAUCACCCAAACAAACUAAUGGUAAGAACUUUGCAGAUUCAGAUGGAAUUGCUAAAACGGAUGAAUCUGCGAGUAAUUUACAACUCAGGAAAGAAAUCGGCUUAUGGCAUGAGAGUGACUCUCUCUGCAAAAAUCAAAUUUUGAACAGUCUUGCUGACUAUUUGUACGAUUACUAUAGUAAUUUUAAGACUACUAAACAGGUAUGGGAGGCUUUGCAGAAGAAAUAUGAUAUUGAAGAAGCAUGUGCAAAGAAAUAUGUUGUUAGUCGCUACUUAAACUAUAAUAUGGUGGAUGAAAGGUCUGUGGAAGCUCAAAGCCACGAAAUUCAAAAAAUUUCUCAUGAAAUCAUAACUGAAGGUAUGCCCAUCGAUGAACAAUUUCAGAUUGCUUUUAUAAUUGUUAAAUUGCCCCCUGGUUGGAAAGAGUUCGAAAUUUUGAUUAUGUCAAAAACAAAAGAGUUUACAAUCGAGAGUCUGAUGACUCGUCUCCGAAUUGAAGAGGAGGCUAGGAUACAAGAUAAAAAAGAUGAAGUCUUAGUUAUUUCUAACAACAACAAGAGAUUCAAUGCGGUUCUAAAGCCCACCACAAUACUGUGA
Molecule: messenger RNA, 666 nt
Organism: Lathyrus oleraceus (garden pea)
Lineage: Eukaryota; Viridiplantae; Streptophyta; Magnoliopsida; Fabales; Fabaceae
Exons: 1
Coding region: 1-666 (221 amino acids)
Source: RefSeq, a predicted model, not a curated record